AUGGAGCUUGUCGCGAUUCAGGAAUUUGACGAGGUGGAAGAGCGUAUAUCAAUUGUUGUCAUUCUCUACAUGGUGUGGCGUGAUGAGCGAAUGUCGUGGAUUCCGGAGAAGUAUAACGGUACACAACAAGUAACGAUUCCGUCAAACCUUGUUUGGACGCCUGACGUCAUUCUGACGUCAGCGGUUGGAACGAUGAAGCCAAUCGGAUCCGAUCAGGGCUGGCUAACGGUUAGGUAUGACGCAGAUGGUAGCGCGUUAUGGACACCCGGGGACGGAUUUGUGUCAAGCUGUGCAUUGAAUGUAAUCUUGUUUCCAUUUGAUAAACAAGUAUGUAGUUUUGCGUUCAUUACGUGGGGACAGCUGGCGAGUGAAGUGGUGCUAAAUCACAUGGAGGACACUCUUCUGACAUCUUUCUACCAGGGGAAUAGCCAAUGGGAGAUAGCUGCGUCACAUGUGGAAUCUGGAGCCACGGCCGGUGGAUUCUUUUCACACUUCACAGUAACGAUCGAUCUUCAGAGACGUUCGAAGUUUUUCGUGACAAACUUUGUUAUCCCGGAAGACAUCAGUGCCAACAUGGGUUGCCGCCGUUACCAGAAAACUGGUACGCAUUUCCGGCCAACCACCAUGAAAUUCGUAUUCUGUCUCCUCGUCUUGUUGCCCCUGGCCUUCUGUGUGGAGGACAGGUUCAUUCUGGAUUCGUUUGGUCUCUCAGCGACCGACAUUGCCCACAAGAUAUGUGCGGUACUUGCGUCUGACGGUGGGGAGACGACUUGCGAGGCGGCCUGCAGCACCGUGGCCAGCGCUGUUCCCGGGGCUAGUCUUCUGUGUCCCGCAGCAUGCCAUCUAAUCCAGAGUGGGUCUCACUCCUGUGCGUAA
Messenger RNA from Mya arenaria, 876 nucleotides. RefSeq names its product acetylcholine receptor subunit beta-like. Bases 1 to 876 code for a protein of 291 amino acids. Lineage: Eukaryota; Metazoa; Mollusca; Bivalvia; Myida; Myidae. Gene Ontology annotation, biological process: nervous system process; signal transduction; regulation of membrane potential. Gene Ontology annotation, molecular function: extracellular ligand-gated monoatomic ion channel activity; neurotransmitter receptor activity; transmembrane signaling receptor activity. The record is from RefSeq and is a predicted model, not a curated record. The transcript is spliced from 5 exons. Gene Ontology annotation, cellular component: synapse; neuron projection; membrane.